AACAGAGAGUGUCCAGUUUUGGGUUUUUCAUUUUUAUCUGUUCUUCAAUUUUAAACGAAGAUGGCAGGUAGUGUCAUAAGGAGGAUGAAAUUGGGAUCGCAAGGCCUGGAAGUGUCAGCCCAAGGACUUGGCUGCAUGGGCAUGUCGUCUGCCUAUGGCUCUCCAAAGCCUGAUGAGGAGAUGAUAGCUCUUAUCCAUCAUUCCAUUAACAGUGGUAUCACCUUCCUUGACACCUCUGAUGUUUAUGGUCCUUACACCAAUGAAAUCCUCCUUGGAAAGGCUGUGAAGGGAAAGAGAGAGAAGGUGGAAUUGGCCUCUAAGUUUGGUAACAUAAUUUUGGAUGGGAAGUGGGAAAUCAGAGGAGAUCCAGCAUACGUGAAAGCAGCCUGUGAGGCAAGCUUGAAGAGACUUGAGGUUGAUUGCAUUGAUCUCUAUUAUCAGCACCGGAUUGAUACCCAAGUUCCCAUUGAAGUCACGAUGGCUGAGCUCAAAAAACUAGUGGAAGAAGGAAAGAUUAAGUACAUUGGACUAUCUGAAGCUUCUGCUUCCACAAUUAGGAGAGCUCAUGCUGUCCACCCUAUAACAGCAGUGCAAUUGGAGUGGUCCUUAUGGUCAAGAGAUGCAGAGGAAGAUGUAAUUCCUACCUGUAGGGAACUUGGAAUAGGUAUUGUGGCAUAUAGCCCCCUCGGAAGAGGCUUCCUCUCUUCUGGUCCCAAACUUCUAGAAACUCUACUUGAGGACGAUAGACGAAAGAUUCAUCCAAGGUUCCAACCUGAGAAUGUUGAACAUAACAAACUUAUAUUCAAACGAAUAAAUGAAAUUUCUACAAGGAAGGGAUGCACUCCUGCUCAGCUUGCAUUGGCAUGGGUUCACCACCAAGGAAGCGAUGUCUGUCCCAUACCGGGCACCACCAAGAUUGAAAACUUCAACCAGAACAUCGGCGCUUUGUCCGUGAAAUUAAUGCCUGAAGAAAUGGCUGAACUUGAAUCCUUGGCUUCGGGUGUUAAAGGUGAAAGACAUCCAUCUGCAGCAAGAACUUGGAAGAACUCGGACACCCCUGAUCCAUCGACUUGGAAUGGUCAAUAAUUUUGCUAUGCUAUGAUGAACUCACUUAAGCUUUUCUUCUGAUUUCAGAAGAAAAUUGUUCCCAUGAAGCUCACAAAGCUCUUAAAAUGUAAUGUCACCUUUUUGAAGUCUUGAGUUUCAGUGUGUAAUGAAAUAAGGUUGAUGGCUUUUUCAGUUAUAUGAUAAUUAAAGCAUCUCCAUGGUCUCGAGUUAGUCCUUAA
Macadamia integrifolia is the source of this 1286-nucleotide messenger RNA. RefSeq names its product probable aldo-keto reductase 2. The coding region runs from base 61 to 1086 and encodes 341 amino acids. The record is from RefSeq and is a predicted model, not a curated record. NCBI's taxonomy places the organism in Eukaryota, Viridiplantae, Streptophyta, Magnoliopsida, Proteales, Proteaceae. The transcript has 5 exons. Gene Ontology annotation, cellular component: cytoplasm.